GUGCAUGAAAUCUCGUGCUUUAAGGUCGGAGAAGAAAAAUCUUUCCAUCAUGCCUGUUUCACAAAGUUCUACUUUGCUGCUCAGCGUGACAAUUUUAUUCACGAUUCAGUCGCUACCUCCAACUCAGGCGAUGUGUUUCAACAAAAGCAGAAUAGGAUUUGAGAAAUAUAAGAACUGCGCUGAGCUUUACAAAUGCGGCCAAACCAUCAGUGGUGUUUAUACAAUCGACCCUGAUAGUUCAGGUGCCUUUGAUGUGUAUUGCGAUCAAACGACAGCUGGUGGAGGAUGGACAGUGAUCCAGAAGAGAGUGAAUGGCAUUGUUGAUUUCAACCGCACCUGGAAAGAUUUUAAAAAGGGAUUCGGUGAUUUUCUCGUUCGUGGAUUUUGGCUCGGACUGGACAAGAUCCAACGCCUGACGCAAAACAAGACAGAAAAUAAACUCCGCGUGGAUCUGGGAGUAAAUGCGAGCAAAACUGUUCACGCUGAGUACAAAUGGUUUGGUAUUGAGAGUGAGAAAGUUCAUUACAAGCUACGCAUCGGCCAUUUUUCACAUGAUUAUAGUACUGCUUACGAUUCCCUCUCCAGUCAUAAUGGCACGUCAUUUAGUACAUGGGAUAAGAAUACAGCUGGUUGUGCAUGUGAACAGAAAGAUUGUGGAGGCUGGUGGUACCUGAACGUCAGUAAAACUUGUGGUACUUACUCAAAUCUUAACAGCAUCUAUAACAAAAUUCACUGGGCAAACUUAACCCUUUAUGCUAAAAGCAAUCCCACAACAUCUGAAAUGAAAAUCAGACCAGUGGACUUUCGAAUUCCUUAAAGCCUCCUCCCUAAGGGGACCGAUAAUUUUGUUUCGGGUAGAUUUUUUUGGUGUGUGUCAUGAAACAAUUGUUUGUAUGAAAUAGUUUACCAGAUCCUCUUACAAGGCUCUGUAAUGUUCUCGGGUGGGUUGAUAAAGUUAUCUAUGAUUUAUCAGGAAACUUGAUUGAUUUGAUAAGUAUUUUGAUGGAAACAAACGCAAACAUUUUUUGGUAGAAAGUUUGAACUGGUGAACUACAUCCGACCAUGCAGUUUUGGAUCUAAACUUCCUACGGGCAUCUAAUUAGAUUAAAUCGACU
Messenger RNA from Pocillopora verrucosa, 1115 nucleotides. NCBI's taxonomy places the organism in Eukaryota, Metazoa, Cnidaria, Anthozoa, Scleractinia, Pocilloporidae. The record is from RefSeq and is a predicted model, not a curated record.